Manduca sexta (tobacco hornworm) is the source of this 1531-nucleotide messenger RNA. RefSeq lists its product as uncharacterized. Gene Ontology annotation, biological process: DNA integration; DNA recombination. The record is from RefSeq and is a predicted model, not a curated record. The transcript has a single exon. Gene Ontology annotation, molecular function: DNA binding. Bases 51 to 977 code for a protein of 308 amino acids. NCBI's taxonomy places the organism in Eukaryota, Metazoa, Arthropoda, Insecta, Lepidoptera, Sphingidae.
UUGAAAUUGAUGGCAGGAGUAUUAUCAGGGAAACAUUCAUAAAGGCAGGAAUGGACAAUGAAGCAGCGGACAUAAUGAUAAGUUCCAUUUCUAAAAACACAAUGAAACAAUACUUACCGUUAAUCAUAGAAUGGGCAAAAUAUUGCAAAUCAUUUAAUAUUCCUAUUUUGACACCUAAAAUAACUGAUAUUAUUAGGUAUCUUACAGUAAGGUUUCAAGAAGGCCUCUCUUAUGGCAGCCUCAAUUGUCUUAGAUCAGCACUUGCAUUCAUUAUAGGACCACACUUAGGCUCAGAUAAUAAUAUAAAGAGACUUUUUAGAGGUUUUUAUAAACUAAGACCACCAAGACCUAAAUAUAACUCGACUUGGGAUGUGUCUUGUCUACUGGAUUAUAUUGAAAAUAAUUAUAUUCAGCAAACUAAAUUAGAAGAUAUGACAAAAAAGACUGUUACAUUACUAAUGCUAGCUACAGGCCAAAGAGCCCAAACAAUGGCACUGAUUAAUAUUAACAAUACAAUUGUAAGAGAUGAUUGUAUUAACAUUAAGAUUGAUAAACUAAUUAAAACUUCUGGACCAAAUAGGUACCAACCAUUUUUAACCAUACCAUUUUUUAAUAGUAGAGUUGGCAUAUGCCCAGCUAAAGCUGUUAUUGAUUAUAUUAACAUUACAAAAAAGUUGAGAUCUUCAGAUAAACUAUUCAUCUCAACAAAGAAGCCAUACAGAGGUGUGACCUCGAAUACAAUCAGCCGUUGGGUCAAAAAUACCAUGAAAGAAUGUGGUAUUGAUAUCAAUACAUUCUCAGCACAUAGUACCCGUCAUGCAGCAACAUCAGCAGCAUACAAAAGAGGUGUUAACAUUGAUGAUAUAAGACGAACGGCUGGUUGGACUGGAGAGUCCACAACUUUUGCUAGAUUCUAUAUGAGACCUGUAAUAAAUAAUAAAAGUUUUGCAGAAGCAAUUUUCAAAAGUAGUAGUUAAUAAUUAAUAUAAUGAUUACUUAAUGAUUGAUGAUUGAUUAAUUAUAAUACCUUGACAUGAUUACUUAACAAUUAAAAAUAAGUAAAAUAUGUAUACAUAUUUUUAAUAAAGAUUUAUUGUUUUUACAACUGGUCUUUGAACAUCUACAUUAAUAACCACUCAUCAUAGAGGACGAGAUAUCAAGGAGUAUAAUUGAAUAGUCAAACGAACUUACCUGUAAGUGAAGUUCGACUGUAAUUAUACUCCUUGAUGUCUCGUCCGAAGAUGAUGAGUCCCACCCUACCCAAUAUUCCAUAAAUAUUUAUAUUGACCCUAUGUUGAAAAACAAUAAAUCAAUUAUUGCUAUGAACUGAAUGAAGCUAGUUACAGUGACAGGUGACAGUACAGCUAAAGAUGCGUUCCGUUUUCUACAAAAUUCUUCAAAAUUAUGUGACGCCAGUGACUGAAAGGCCGAGACUACAUUAAUAACCACUCAUCAUCUUCGGACGAGACAUCAAGGAGUAUAAUUACAGUCGAACUUCACUUACAGGUAAGUUCGUUUGACUAUUCAAUUA